AUGAGAACCACCGUGGAACGUUUGAGUAAGUCAUCAGCUUCCUCUCGUCGUCGCAUCGUGCCCAUUAAUCAACGAGAUUUUGAAUCUAUUCGUGAUGCCACGAGUAUUGGUUCUCGAACUGCACGAUCAAACAAGAGUUCGAUACAUACAAGAAAUGGUAUAUCACUACCAAACAUCAGUGAUCGCUCGAAUAUAUUUGAUCAAAAAUCUCAAGCGAAUAAAAAACGAAAAAAGUAG
Molecule: messenger RNA, 237 nt
Organism: Adineta steineri
Lineage: Eukaryota; Metazoa; Rotifera; Eurotatoria; Adinetida; Adinetidae
Source: the annotation of a GenBank genome assembly